CGUCUCAGUCCAAAAAGUGUAGCGAAUAUCUGUGAUUUUGUUAUUGUGCGUGAUUGCUGAAACCAAAUCAAAACAAAUUGAGCCCUCACCAACCAGUUUGGACAUUAAACCAACCAAGUUGCAAAAGACCCACCAUGAGGCGUCGCAAAGUGCUCAUCUGCUGGGCUGCUCUGCAGGCGGGCAGCUCCAUCCUCACCUGCCUGCUCCUUCUACUGACCACCGGCCAACAUCCGCAGCAGGUGGCGGCCGGAAUUGUGCCACCUCCGUGGAGCGAUCCCGCACAGAAUCCGUGCGCCAGCAUGUCCGGUGGCUGGCAGCUGCUGUACUGGGCACCACUGAAGAAGUGCUUCAAGAUUUUCACCCUCGGCUACCCGUGUCCGGAGACCAUGGAGCUCAGUCCCACCGCGGUGAGUGCCAAGCGGAAGGAUCUGCCGGCGGCCGAGUGCCGCUGCCCUCCGGGAACUGCACUCAGUCCGCUCCACGACAAUGUCUGCUAUAAGCUAUACGAGCGGGGACCCUGCCAGCCCGAGGAGUACUUCCAACCUGUGCCGGAUCAGGUCAAGAGAAGCGGCAACCGUUGGGGAACUUGCAAGCGACCGCUGCAUUGUCCGGAGGACAUGCUCUUCUGGCCAAAGGACAACAAGUGCUAUGCGAGGCAUGCAAAGGGUCCCUGCAGCCGGGGAAAGCUGCUAGUUCGAAACGAGAACGGACUGGCCGAGUGCCGCUGCGAGGAUGUGGGCGAGUUGUCCUCGUUCUACUAUCCGGCGGAGGAGUCCUGCUAUGAGCACUACACCAAAGGACCCUGCUCGACGCCGGGUCACAUCUUCUUGCCCGGCGGUCGAUGCGACUGCCAGCGGCACCUGCCGCACUAUCAUGCUCCGCAUCAAAUGUGCUACGAGCUGGACACUCCUGGUCCGUGCCCACCUGGCCACAUCUUUCGCAUACCCGACGAGGUCCAGGACACAACUGGUAGUACCCUGCAGCUCUUGCCUCGUGCCCAGUGCCAGUGCAAGGAGGGCUACGUGCCCUGGAGCGAUGGCAUCUGCUAUCGCCUGUACACAAGGGGUCCCUGUGGACCCAACGAGUUCCUGGUCAAUGGAACCAGCUGUGUGCGCAACUUUUGUGGCAAGAAUCGCCUGUACUUCCCAGCGGAAGAUUCUUGCUACAGGAUCGGAUCUCAAGGCCCGUGUGCCCUACAUCAGGUGGUGAUCUUUGACUUCACCGCCAGGCCAUCCAUCGAUGGCAUCUCCUACAAUGGCAUGUGCGGUUGUUCCGGUGUCCUCACCAAUCUGGACCAGCAGUGCACGGGGGAGAGAGCGGAUAAGGAACAGAACAUAUGCGAGUCCACGCCCGGCAUGGUGGAGAUCAAUGGGCAGUGCCACAAGCUGUAUACACGAGGACCCUGCGGCGCGGGUCAGUGGCUGGAGCCACUGAAAUCACAAGCCACGAAUGGCACCUCGAUCGUGGCGCACGCCAGUCGGGCCAAGUGCGUCUGCCGACCGGGUUACACGCCCACGGAGUCGGAUCAACGCGGCAUGAGCAACUGCAGCGCUCCGAGUGUCAGCCUGGCGAGGUAUUUAACCAACGAGCGACUCAAUUCGAAGUUUCUCAAUGAUCUGCACCUUGGUGGGACCACCUAA
Messenger RNA from Drosophila teissieri, 1640 nucleotides. RefSeq lists its product as uncharacterized. Lineage: Eukaryota; Metazoa; Arthropoda; Insecta; Diptera; Drosophilidae. The record is from RefSeq and is a predicted model, not a curated record. Bases 135 to 1640 code for a protein of 501 amino acids. The transcript is spliced from 4 exons.